AUAGAGUCAAAACGUGACGUACUUGCUGACCCCGCCGAAGGAAACGUGACUAAACCAGAAGAGACACCAAUGGGAAUAAGGGACAAGGGUCGUAGGGACUCAAGAGAGAGAAACUAUGAUGCCGAGAAUUGUCCAAGGAAGGACGAUAUUCUCCAAGGGUUGUCGAAGGUAAACAAAAUGCAACUCCGCAAAGACGACGGAAAGCUGAGACGAUCACCGGAAGACCUAUGUAUCGUGAACAACGAGACACACCGCGACGAAGAGUUACACCCCGACCUGCACAAAAGAGAAAAGAUUUUGGAUAAGUGUUCUAGUAAGUAUACAUCAAUCGGAUCCGUAAAUAAAGCAUCGGGACCUAUUUGUGACGAAAUCCCAACGACUAGCACUGCCGAGAUCCUGAGGGAGAAAGAUAAUGAAAUAUCGAAAAUAACAGACGAGACACUAAAACUUACCGACGAGACACCAACAAUGCAAGAGGACACGGACAUAUACCUAGAAGAAAUGACGGAAGAGUAUUCCGAUGAUGAUGAAGCCGUAGUGACUCAAAACAGUAAGGAAAACGACGACAUAGAUAAGACAGCGAGCAAACCGAAAGAAACCGAUAGGUUAGUUGCGCGGAACCUAAAAAUAAAGUACCAUCAAGAGGGAACUCGAAACCGACCUGAAAGUAUGUCACCAUGUGAUGAAGCGGAAGGAAGCCAUGAUGAAAGGAUAUGCCCCGAUCCGCAAAGGGAAGUCGUGCUGGUGGAUGACGAUGCGGAAAAGGUAUUGGUUGCCCAUGAUGAUGAAAAACGGUACGUGAGCAAUAACAUAAUGGAUAAACUAGAGAAGGACGAAAGGAACGUAGAAAGCCAAUAUGGAAGCUUAAAUCUAAACGAAAUACCAUCUGACUCGAUCAACAAUCGAAACACGGAAGAACGGCUAACCUACAACAACACAAAUCAGUAUGUGGAUGGUGAAACGAUGGAUAAAAUAAAGAACAAAAGAGACGUGGAUAAAAGUCAAUAUGAAAGCUUGAGAAAAUCACUUAACCUGUUUAACCAUCACAACAUGAGAAGACAACGAGAUGCCGCAAACUAUCGCGACCAGGGAGGAGGAUACGACACUAUACACAAGAAACCCGUCAACAACGAAACUGAUCUUGGAGAUGCUAAACAUGUUAUAAGAAAGAUAGGAGAACGACCGACCGCCGCCGAUUAUCGUGAUCAAGGAGGAGGACACGAUACCGCGCGAAAUGGUACGGAGCCUGGCAGAACCAGUGGAAGAAGAUGGAUGCUACGGGUGAUAAAAAAAGUAGCUAUGACGACAUACCCGACGACGUUACCUGAAGAGACGCAAAGACGAUAUAAUGCGACUACAAUCAAACGGAACCGAAAG
This is a messenger RNA of Acaulospora morrowiae, 1377 nucleotides long. NCBI's taxonomy places the organism in Eukaryota, Fungi, Glomeromycota, Glomeromycetes, Diversisporales, Acaulosporaceae. The record is from the annotation of a GenBank genome assembly.